CCAGGAUGCAGCUCAUGAAAGCUAUGCCUGGAUUAACCCCAUCUGAAAAGAAAUCCCAUUCCCGGAAGACAAAAGGGAGUCUGAAGGAGGAUGUUCCUAAUGAAACAGCCAUCAAAGGAUCAAUGGACUCCGUGGUGGUCUCUGGUGAUGAGAUAAUCCGCAAAGCGAGAAAACAAUUAAUUGAAAUCCUCCAGAAAGACCUAGAACUUGUUCUAGAUGAGUUAUUCUCCCAGUCCGUUAUCACGGAGGAAGAAUAUGAGGCCUUAGACAAAACUGAGGAGGAUUCCAAGAAGAAAAUUCGGAAACUGCUGAUAAUGAUACAAAAAAUGGGAGAAAUAGCCUGUGGCAAAUUCCUGGAAUGUUUAGAAAUUGCGCUUCCAGGUUCAAAUCAGGUUCUGCAAAAUUCAGUACAUGAGCGUUUGCCUCCAGAGGAGAAGACUGAAAACCCAAGAGUAUUGGGAGAGACAGAAGAAGCAGUUCCCAAAGUCCCUUCAGGACAAGAGAAAGAAGAUGAGCUUGAGUCAGAAGCAGAGCAAAAACAGAAACAUCCUAGCAAAGAAGGAAGAAAAGCGCUUAAGAACAUCAUCGCUAAGUUGAAGUUUCGGAAGUAUUCAAGCAAGAAACUUACCCUGAAAGAAAUUCUGGAAAUCAGUUCCGGAAAUCUAAAAGACUGCAGCCCGUGUACACUGGGAGACUUGCCUUGGAAUUUUCUGAAGAAGGUCUUGGCUUUGAAUGUGACGGCCAGGAGCACAAGCCUUCAACGUGAAACACUGGACGAUAAAGGAAUGCCGUUAAAGGAGAAGGAAAAAAGGAUUGAUGAGAGAAUCUUCUUUGACACCAAAACAGUUGAGAUAGAUUCUGUGAACCCCCUUGAUGUCCUUUGUGCUGUUCUGUUUUGUUCUGACAGUUUCCUCCAACAGGAAAUCCUCCUUAAAAUGUCCAUGUGCCAGUUUGCCCUGCCUUUGAUUCUGCCUCCCCUCAAGACCUCCAAGUGCACCCUGAUGCUCUGGGCCAUGAGGGACAUUGUGAAAAAAUGGAGGCCCCAUUCCUUGGCUGAAAGCAGAGGCUUUAGGGAGGACAGCCUGGUACUGACAUCCAUGCCGACUGUUUCCUUCGUACGGAUGGGGAACUGUAACCUAUCCAAGUCCAAAGUCCUCAAUGAGUUCCUCAGCCCUUCCCAGCAGCAUAAUGAUUUCUUUCUACACCGAGAUAUGGAAGGUGGGAACGUCCCUCGGGAAAUUGCUGAUGGGCUUAUAGAGAUUGCCUGGUAUUUCCCAGGAGGACGGACGAACACAGAUCUCUUCCCAGAGCCAGUUGCUGUUGCAAAUCUCCGUGGAGAUGUUGAGUCUCACUGGGUGCAGUUCAGCUUUUUAACGCAGGUCUCCUCAGCCGUCUUCAUAUUUGCUGAUUGUAUUGGCGAGAGAGAAUAUACUCUCUUGUCAUCACUGAAGGACUUGUCAACUCAGUUCUACUUUAUCUUGGAAGGUCGCAGUAGAAAAUCUGAUUGUACCUUGGAGUUCUUAAAUAAACUGGCACCAGUGAUUAAACUUGACAGUUCACAUAUAUUGGUAAAGACUGCCACAACAAAUAAAGCAGUAUUUGUAGAACACCUUCGAGCUGCUGUUGGAAAAAUAAUAGCCUCAAAUCCUAAGUGUGUAAGUAUUGAUAAGAUGUGUACAACUGCCCAUGAACUUACGAUCCAGGUGGAUGAAGACCACAAAGAAUGUCAGGAUGCCCUCAGAUGUGCCACAGAAAUUUCAGGAGAGAUAAAAGAUGUAGCAGUUUACAAGAAAGAAACACUGAUACUCCAAGGUGAUCUCUGGAAAAAUCUGGCCAAAUUGGAGAAAGAACUAUGCAGAAUGGAAAGACAAGGGGACAUGCCUUCGGAAAAAUACAGAUCACAAUUGAGAGGCAGAUGGUUGGAAUUGCGUAACCAGCAGAGUCAAUGUGAUCUCACCAUUGGUUUGAUUAAUUUCAUCAAGGGCAUAAAACAUUUGAAGGAUGCAGAGAGGAAUUACUUCUUGAAAUGGAUGAAAUUCAACCUGGACCAUAUUGCUAGGGGAAAUCUUUCCAAGUUACGUGCUGACUAUAAAGAGAAAUGCAAGAAAUUGGGAGAUGAUGGGCGGAAGAUUGCAGAGGUCGACCAGUUGAUAUCGUCCUCUUCCUUGGGAGUUGAGCAUUUCAUGCGUGAGCUGGGGCAGUUCUAUGAGGCAGAAUGCUCAAUGGUUAGUGAGGGCAAAAUAGCUAAAAACAAAAGGCAGUUUGCCCAUUUCCCAAGCAUUGCAGCUGAACUACUGCUGGAAGGGUUUCCCCUGGAGCUCAUUGAUGGUGAUGCAUCCAAUAUUCCCCUGCAGUGGAUAACUGAUGUUCUGAAUAAACUCAAUAACAAACUUAGGGGGCAAUCCAAGAUGAUGGUGAUAACUGUUCUGGGGGUGCAGAGCACUGGGAAAUCCACCCUUCUGAACACCAUGUUUGGCCUGCAGUUUGCUGUCAGCAGUGGGCGGUGCACACGAGGUGCCUUCAUGACGCUUCUUAAUGUCAGAGAGAAUUUGGCUCAGGAUCUUGGCUGUGACUUCAUCCUGGUGAUAGACACAGAGGGCUUGAAAGCCCCUGAACUGGCCAAACUGGAAGACAGCUACCAGCAUGACAACGAGUUGGCCACUCUAGUGAUUGGACUGAGCGACAUCACCAUUGUCAACAUGGCCAUGGAGAAUGCCACUGAAAUGAAGGACAUCCUGCAAAUUGUGACCCAUGCCUUCCUCAGGAUGGAGAGGAUUGGGCAAAAACCCAACUGCCAGUUCGUUCAUCAAAACGUCAGUGAUGUUUCUGCACAUGACCAAAACAUGAGGGACCGGAAGCAUCUUUUGGAACAGUUGAAUGAAAUGACCCAGGCUGCAGCAAAAAUGGAAAAACUCAACAGGGAUAUCAAGUUUUCAGACAUCAUGGACUAUGACCCAGAAAUGCACAAUUGGUACAUCCCAGGGCUUUGGCAUGGAGUCCCACCCAUGGCCCCAGUUAACAUGGGAUACAGUGAAAAAGUCCUUGAAUUAAAGAAGUACAUAUUUGAAUUCAUAAAGAACCGCUCAUGUAAAAUACCUCCCAAGGACAUCCCUCAGUUUAUUGAAUGGGUGAAAAGUCUGUGGAAUGCUGUGAAACACGAGAACUUCAUCUUCAGUUUCCGAAACAGCCUCAUAGCAGAAGCUUAUAACCAGCUUUCCAUGAAAUAUUCUGAAUGGGACUGGCAUUUUCGCAGAGAGAUGCACCUCUGGGUAUCUGAACAGGAAACAUCAAUACAGAAUGUUUCUCCCGAUGAAUUUGAUACACGCAGUUUGCAAAGUGAGCUUCACCAGAAGCUGCUGGCUGGAGAACAGCAGAUUCUGGAGAAUUUGAAGCAGUACUUUGAAAGCAGAGCAGCAAAUCUGCAUUUGGUAGAAAGGUACAGAGAAGAUUUUGUCCGUAGUGCUCACAGCCUCAAGCAAGAACUUGAAAGUUAUUCUUACAACAAAUGUCAGGAAGCUGUUCGCAUUAAAAAGGGGCUUCACAAGAUUCACUCUCUAGAAACUGAAUUCUUGAAAGUAAUUGAAGGCAAGGUUGAUGGGCUACUUAAAAAAUGCCGGGAAAAUGAAGAUAGGUUUGAAGAUCAAGAACUGGAAAAAGAGUUUGAAAGAAUGUGGACAGAAACAUUGUCAGAAAUAUCACCUGCUCCCUUAGAGAAACGACAAAUAUAUGAAGAGGUUGAGUUAUAUUUGAGAAAGGAAUUGUCACAUCGAGGAAGUUCAGUCAAUGUAAAAGUACAGAGAGCAAAAUCUUUGAUAAGCUACAGAAUGAAUGCUUUUCAAAUGAAGUCUGAAUAUAUAGAUUCAACAUUGUGGUACCGUAUGAAACACUUGUUUGCUAAAAAGGAGCGUUUGCAUGAGAUAGAAGAGCUUGCUCACUCCUUGAUGUUUAAAUGCAGUUCAUACAUUUGUAAAAAAGUUGAUUCCAAAGGAGACUAUGAUGAUACAUAUUGUGGUGAACUUUUACAGUUUAUCAAUGAAACGCUUCAACAGUCUGAUGCUCAGAAACUUCAUAUAACAGCAUGCUUUGAAGUGGACCUAAAGCUUCACAUUUUGGGGGAAGCAGCUCAUGAAUUUCAGAAGAUGCACGAAGAGUUUAUUAAGGAAAAUGAUCCCUAUAUACGCUUAGAGAAACUGAAGCCUCAUUAUUUCUCAAUUUUCAGAGAUCUUUAUCUGGAAAAAGAUGCCCAGCAAAUCAGAGCCAAGGAUUUUUGUGACCAGUGUCUCCAUCCUGCCCUUGUGAGUUAUAUCAACAAAAGACUUGGGAUAGAAAUAGUAGAUGAUAUUCUCAACAGUGCACAGUCCAUUGGGUAUGCCAGUCGGAGCUUCUUCCAGUUUACUGUCCUGAAGGAACUGUUGGAAGAGGGCAAUGUCAACAAUUAUGUAGAAUACAUUGGGGCUUAUGAAAUGUUUGUCAAAAACUGGAUCCAGGAACAAAUUUUGGAUUACUAUGCAGAGAAUGAGUGUCUGGAGAAACUGGAGAAAGAGAUUCUCUCUGCGAUAGUAAAGAAAAUUGUAGAAACGCUGGAAAAAUUAAAGCAUCAAGAUAUUGAGACUGUCUCAGAAUUUUUGGACAGUUUUUGCAGAGAAAUGCAGAAGGAGUUGGUCAUUUCUAAGGAAAGUCUGUUAGGGGUACAGUUUAAGAAUGCAACUGAUCCUGCACAGUUUUCUGCUUUUGUUGAAAACUUCCUUGCCGAUUUGCAACAGCAAAUAUUAUCUAAAUAUGAUUUCCUGGAUAUCCAGUCUAAACUCUCCAAAUUGCCUGUGAGCCCCCAGGAUGAGAUCUUCAAGCGGGUGUUUGGCUGUGGGAAGCAGUGUCCUUUUUGCAAAGUCCCCUGUGAAGCUGGAGGGAGUGCUCAUCAAGAGCAUUUUGCAACUGUCCAUCGGCCUCAAGGACUGGGAAAGUACAGAAACAUAGUGUCCGAAAAGCUUGUUUAUGAUAUCUGUUCAACUUACGUGGCAUCCAACACUCAGUUCAAAAACCAGGACACAAAUUGGGAACUCUAUCCAUACAAAGAUUAUCGUGCAUAUUAUCCAGACUGGUGCAUCCAACCAGAUCCCAGUAUCAAUUCUUCAGAUUACUGGAAGUUUGUUUUGAACAAAUACAACCAUGAUUUUGCCAGAGCAUAUGACGCUAAACCAGCUGAUCUGCCAGCGGACUGGAAAAACAUUACUGAAGAACAAGCACUGAAGGCCUUAAAGGACAUUUAUAAUAUGAAGUGAGCAUUCUUAUCUUGGCAGAAGAGAAACAUGGAUCUUCUUCUCAUGAAAGCAUUCCACAAAUUAUGCAAGUCUUAAUAACGUAGAAACGGCCCCUUGAAUGUUAAAAUAGAUCUCUUUGAAGGACCCCUAACACUGAUAGAUAGGAAUGCAGAACCCUAUUUGCCCUAAGUCCCUGGCUGGAUGUCCAUUUAUUUCAGUGUACCUUACGUUUUGUGCCACAUGUAGUGGAAUGUUUUCAGCCAGUUGUGUCUACCUGUAUCACUGUGUCCAUCUUCCCCGUUCAGGAGCACAUUUAUCCCAAUCUUGUUUUUCUUCUCUUUCCUGAUGCCCUUAAUCCGGAGCAUAUUAUUUACCCUGAGCAGCAAUCUUUCCUCUUCCCCUCCGUUGUAUUAAAAUACUGCUGCUAACUUGGAAUUUGAAAUUCACCAGGUGAUGGCAGCAGUGCACCUCACCCCCAACGCAGGCUUGCUCAUAGUGGGGGUUCUUCAGAUGAUAAGCUUGCUUCCCUUCCUGUUUAUUAUUAUUACUCUCUCAGUUAUCAUGAUAAUUGUAAUUCCCUAUCUACUCUCAUGUUUGGAAGAAAACUUUUGUCGGGUAGAAUUUCUUUAGUAAGUUUUAGCCUUUAGGAAUGGUGGAGUCUACCGAUGCUGAUUUUCACUUCUUUUUUGCAAUGACAUUUAUAAAAAUGAU
Lacerta agilis (Sand lizard) is the source of this 5969-nucleotide messenger RNA. RefSeq names its product up-regulator of cell proliferation-like. Gene Ontology annotation, molecular function: GTP binding. Gene Ontology annotation, biological process: regulation of apoptotic process. The transcript has 5 exons. The record is from RefSeq and is a predicted model, not a curated record. Lineage: Eukaryota; Metazoa; Chordata; Lepidosauria; Squamata; Lacertidae. Bases 6 to 5279 code for a protein of 1757 amino acids.